CAACAGCAAUACCUGCUUGCAAGUACCACUGAUUUUGCAUUUUUCAGUGUGUUUCCUAAGAUCACUCUACUACCCCUGACUCUGAAGUAUAAUAAUAUAGCCAUCCACUCUUUCUCAAAAUCAGGAUCGGCCCAGACACUUUCCCAUGAAUUUUUCCAUGUUUUCUUCAACAGAGUGUUUCCCACUCGAAUGACAAACAGCUACAAUGGCACAGCCGCAAGUCAGACACAGAACAAGUCUCCACGACAAGCUCAGAAUAAGGCAAAAGCCUUUCCCCCUCCUGGAUACCGUGCCCGAUAAUGAGGAAGAAAGACCGCGCUCCAGCUACCAGCCUAAACAUGCUGCCGCCGAUUUUUCUCGCUUGACGGAGUCCGAGACAAGUCAGGUAUCCCCUUCACAAACACGGCGAGUAUACCGCCGCCCAGAAUCGGCAAAUCCUCUGGCCGAGAUACGAUUCCGCGGUCAACGGCGGGACAUGGCAUCCGCAUUUUCGCAACAAGAACAGUCCAAGCUAGCUCAUCUAUCAAGACAACCGCCACAGACUGUCACGAGACCGGUUCCUCUCACAGACUACGAGCUUUUCCUCGCACGAGCAGAACUCGAAGAGAGAGCACACAGGGACUUAUUACAGACCAUGAAUUCCCAGCUACAUGAGAGUCUUCAUGAUCUCAUCAGGCCAGACCCUCAUCAACAAUUUGUCUCGCUGUCUCCUACCAGGCUAAGCGCAGGCUCGACCGCCGUAGCUGGGACAAGUCGGACAACGACCGGCAACAAGAGUCGUGCAAGCCGCACCAGCUGGGCACCCAGUUCUGCAACCGGCGACACGGCGGCAGAGAUUGUUGUGUCCCAACAACAUGAAGGAAGUCUAAGAACACAACCUCACCAUAUCAGUUCACAUCAUCAACCACAACCAGAUCCCAAGAGCCAUUCGGUGAUGCCCAACGGCGUCAAGGAAUCAAUACACCGCUCAGGAACCGUAGGUCGGAUCUCGGACAACGGCCUUGCACAGCACCUAAGGGCUCCAACCCUCAAAAGGCAAGCAAGCUUUGCUCAAAGAAUCGCCGAUUACAUCCGCCCUCCACGACCUGACACCAUGGAUACUUGUAGGAACGAGACAGCCUUGAAGUUGACACGGUCUAAAAGUCAGGCUGGGCUAAGGAGGCUGGUGGCUGUUCCAAUUCACCACAUUGAGACGCUGGCAGAAUAAUCAUCACUCAAUCACCUGGUAUUGUUAAUGAAUGUUACACGCUACCUCUCCAUGACACUCUCCCCUUCGCUCUUUAACUUUCUAUUUUUCCAUGUCGCUUUGUGCAACGUUCUUACAUAGGAUAACGACCCUGGAUUGAUCAAGACCCAUCCACCGGCUCACCAUUCAACCCUCAAUAAGCUAACAUGGUAUCUCCACUGAGCCGACAGACCCUCCAAACUGAUAUGCUUCGGUAGCCCUUCUCAGUGCCGGCACCCCCUCAAAAAUCAGCUUAUCCCCCAACCCAAGUAUUACGCACUCAGGACAUGGAGA
Messenger RNA from Neurospora crassa OR74A, 1519 nucleotides. RefSeq lists its product as hypothetical. The record is from RefSeq and is a predicted model, not a curated record. The coding region runs from base 206 to 1207 and encodes 333 amino acids. Lineage: Eukaryota; Fungi; Ascomycota; Sordariomycetes; Sordariales; Sordariaceae. The transcript has a single exon.